UAGCGUAGAGGAUGCAUCUCCGCGAUAUGAUCCUCGUCUGGAAGAAGGGUCACAGACGGCUCAGCAUGGCAGGUCGAAAAGGGGGGCAGAACCUGUUGCUCCCACUGCAAACAUGCAAGCGACCAAUGGGGCCACUUCGCGUGCACAGACUGGAACUGGCACUCAUACCUCACCCAGUAACACGCCGGAGCCAGGCAAAGACGCUUCGCGGAUGACUCAAAGUCGGAUGUUGUUGAGCUCAAAAGGAGAGAAGUUAUACGUCGGCGAAAAUGCAUCGCUUUCCUUCCUCCACUUCCUGCGACGGAUUCUCAAGAAAUACAUGGGUCCUUCAGCAUUCACAGAGAAUCAGUUCAAGGACAACAUGCUGGAGAUUGAAGUGCCGCGUGAUGAAAGCCCAGUGAUGACUGAUUUGUCUCGAGGCGACAAAUUCGCUCUGGUGCAGCUCUACCGCGAAGCUUCAAGCGGUAUACUAGACCUGUUCACUGUUGCAGAGAUACAUGGCUUCCUAGACCGGCACAACGCGCUGAGUCCGAGCAUCUUCAUCGAAGUGGACGACAAAAGAUCUCGAGCUGAGCAGGCCAUGCUGAAUAUGAUGCUCGCCAUCGGGCAUCAAUGUCGUGGGCAGAACCCAUUCGAUUCGCACAAUGCCACCCGAUCAUUCAGCUGCGCUCAAAAGUAUGCCUUCGAAGGCUUCCUUUGCGAUCCUAGCCUGGACAUGGUACGAGUUUUUCUCCUCAUGGCCUUCUACAUGCUUGGCGCUUGCCAUCGGAACGCCGCGUUCAUGUACCUGGGCAUAGCCUCGAAAUCUGCAUGUGCUCUUGGGUUGCACAGGAAAGAUCAGUAUAAAGGACUCUCGACGUCCGAAUGUCUGACGAGAUGGCGAACCUGGAAGAGUCUGCUCAUUCUCGACACGAUCGUUUCCUCAAUUCUUGGACGACCCGGCGGUCUUCCAUCAAUGCGACCUGAGGACGAUUCGGCUUAUGACGGAGAUGGUGAAGUUGGCGAAUUCGACAAGCCGCGCUGGAUCGCGUCAAGAGCUGUCUUUGGCAUUUGCUCGCACAUCAUCGAGUUGGAACAACAGCUCGGCAGCGGGCAAAGUAUGGAUUCGAAAACAGCAGACGCCUUCUUACAACGUCUGCGAAAGUGGAACGAAUCAGUCCCGGUCCAGCUUCGACACUUCGCCAGCUUGAAAGAGAGCACUCUUGGACCGGCUGAUCGUGAGCUGUUCAUCGGCUCUACACAUGUUGCCUGCUCAUACUACUUCACCAUCAUCCUCGUCACCCGGCCCUUCUUGAUAUCACAUUUGGUCACACAAAUCCGCAGGCGACGCCGACCGAGUGUAGACAAGCUGGAGCAGUCCUCGGCAGUCUCAGAUCUGGCGCAAGCUUGCCUGGACAGCGCCGUGUACAUGGCCAAGACUGGCUACAUGUCUAUCAACUCCAGCAUUCUGUCAAACAACAUGUGUCUACUGAAAGCCUGGAUGUUCGCAGCUGGACUCCUUCUAGGCUUCUCCAUGUUUGCCCAAUCAGAACCUGUCCCCGAGGUUGACACGGCAUUCGCGAAUGCCAUCGCAGUUCUGGAACGACUGGCAAUCGUGUCACCGCAAGCACGCCAUUACUACGAGAUUCUCAGCACUUUCAAUGACGCCGUCACUGCUAGACGAGAACAAAUGGGUCGCGAACGUCGAAAGAAGAGCAAUCAGUACGUCAGUCAAUUAUUCACUGCUGAUUUCCAUGAUGGAACAGCGGCGGUGCCGACAUAUACAACGCCAUCUUCGGGACCCAGCAACAUGGAUCUCAGUGCUGGCGGCAGUGCCGGCUUGGAAGGAAUGAUGGGUUUUGAUUUCGAUGCUAGCAGUCUUGAUAGCCUUUCAGCUUCGUUCCCAGAGCAGACAGAUGGAAACUGGACAGCUGACCCGCUCUUAAGCGAUAACCUGUAUAUUGAUUGGGAGUCUCUGUGGCCGAUGGAUGGCAUGGUGAUAUGAUAUGAUGAUGGCAAGAUUCAAGACUUUCACGAAUGAAGUUACGCAGAG
This is a messenger RNA of Cercospora beticola, 2032 nucleotides long. Its product is annotated as fungal specific transcription factor domain-containing protein. NCBI's taxonomy places the organism in Eukaryota, Fungi, Ascomycota, Dothideomycetes, Mycosphaerellales, Mycosphaerellaceae. The record is from RefSeq and is a predicted model, not a curated record. Gene Ontology annotation, biological process: DNA-templated transcription; positive regulation of transcription from RNA polymerase II promoter by galactose. Gene Ontology annotation, molecular function: RNA polymerase II cis-regulatory region sequence-specific DNA binding; DNA-binding transcription factor activity, RNA polymerase II-specific; zinc ion binding. Gene Ontology annotation, cellular component: nucleus.